Molecule: messenger RNA, 458 nt
Organism: Symsagittifera roscoffensis
Lineage: Eukaryota; Metazoa; Xenacoelomorpha; Acoela; Convolutidae
Product: receptor expression-enhancing protein 4-like
Exons: 6
Coding region: 27-353 (108 amino acids)
Cellular component (GO): endoplasmic reticulum membrane; cytoplasmic microtubule
Molecular function (GO): microtubule binding
Source: RefSeq, a predicted model, not a curated record
CAGAAAGUAUAAUGUAAUAUUACAGCAUGUUUUCGCAGCUUGUUUCACGAAUCAUAAUUUUGGUGCUUGGUAAUCUGUACCCCGCAUAUGCCUCAUUCAAAGCGGUCAAAUCAAAGAACGCCAGGGAAUAUGCAAGAUGGAUGAUGUACUGGAUUGUGUUCGCCAUUUUUGCAGUUCUAGAAAAUUUCACAGACAUAUUUUUGUCUUGGUUUCCGUUCUACUACGAGUUGAAGAUUUUAUUUGUAGUUUGGCUUCUUUUGCCAACCUUCAAAGGAUCCAGUUUCAUCUUCCGACAGCUGCUCCAUCCGUAUCUCGUGAAAAAUGAACAGGAAAUUGAUCAAUACAUUGAGUGAUUGAAAGAGUUGGGCUCGCAAGCACUCGUAACUCUGGGGAAACAAGGCAUUGAUGUUGCUCAGCGCACGAUUGCACAAAAAGGCCCUGUGUGGCGAUGUGUAUCA